Molecule: messenger RNA, 402 nt
Organism: Nannizzia gypsea CBS 118893
Lineage: Eukaryota; Fungi; Ascomycota; Eurotiomycetes; Onygenales; Arthrodermataceae
Exons: 2
Coding region: 1-402 (133 amino acids)
Biological process (GO): proteasome assembly
Source: RefSeq, a predicted model, not a curated record
AUGGCUCUUCUUAAGCCCACCGAGCUGUCAUUCCCUCUGCCAAAGCUGUCGCAUGUCAACCUCCAUAUCCAUCUUACUUGUCUCGCUACCUCGACUCUCAUCUUCCUGACCACAACCUCGAUCGGCGACUCAAACGUUGCCCGGCCCAUGGGCAGCUUCGUCUAUGCCAUGCCAGAUAACUCAAAUGAAAAAUCUACAAUCUGCUCGACUCUCUAUUCGUCACCGACGAGUAUAGAUUAUGCAACGCGCACGGCCCGGAUUCUGGCUCGCCGGAUGAGCAUACCGGUCUAUGUUGGCUGCAGCGCUGACUUCUCGGGGAUGAUGGUCGAGGAGGAAACAGAGGGGUUAACCAAGGUCGUCAAUACCAUCAUGGCAGAGUGGGAAAAGCAACGACAGUCCUAG